Hibiscus syriacus is the source of this 900-nucleotide messenger RNA. Its product is annotated as protein SRG1-like. NCBI's taxonomy places the organism in Eukaryota, Viridiplantae, Streptophyta, Magnoliopsida, Malvales, Malvaceae. The record is from RefSeq and is a predicted model, not a curated record. The transcript is spliced from 3 exons. The coding region runs from base 37 to 879 and encodes 280 amino acids.
CGUUGUUAUGAAUGUUUGAGAAGAAUUAAUGGAUUUAUGCAGCUGGUGAACCAUGGGGUCAGCACAACGCUGCUGGAGAAACUGAAUCAUGAGGUUGAGGAAUUUUACAGGCUUCCUUUGGAAGAGAAGCUGAGAUACAGGAUAAGGGAAGGUGAGUUGGAAGGGUAUGGAACCAGGAGCAGAGGAGAUGGCAAGUUCGAUUGGAUCGACACUUUCAAUAUAGUCACUAACCCUGUCCUUAAACGCAAGCCUCAUCUCUUCUCACAACUCCCUCCAUCUUUAAGGAGUGCGAUGGAGUGUUACUUGUCGGAACUCCAGAAGCUUGCCAGGAAACUAAUAUGUUUGAUGGGGAAAGCAUUGAAAAUCGAUGAAAAGGAGAUGAAGGAGUUGUUCGAUGAUGGGUUGCAGGCGGUGAGGAUGUCGAAUUAUCCUCCGUGUCCACAACCGGAGCUGGUGAUGGCCCUUACUCCUCACUCUGCUAUUACUCUUCUCACAAUCCUACACCAAGUUAAUGGAGUGGAUGGCCUUCAAGUUAAGAAAGAUGGCCAUUGGCUGCCUUUCAACUUCAUCCCAGAUGCCUUUGUGGUCAAUGUCGGAGACAUUUUUCAGAUAUUUAGCAACGGGGUAUAUCACAGCAUUGAGCACAGGGUUUCGGCCUUCAGAGAGACAGAGAGAAUGACGGUUACCUUCACCGAGCUUCCCAAUUCCGAGGCAGACGUCGGACCAUCACCGAGUCUCUUAAAUGAAGAUAACCCUCCGUUAUUCAGAACGGUGGGAAUGGAGCAAUACUUCAAUGAUUUCUUAACCCGCAAGCUAUAUGGAAAAACAUAUCUGGACCAUAUGAGAAUUCAAAAUGGACAUCAACAAAGCUCUACAUGAACUUGUGUUUUGAUUGAAUAA